Molecule: messenger RNA, 4898 nt
Organism: Rhopalosiphum padi (bird cherry-oat aphid)
Lineage: Eukaryota; Metazoa; Arthropoda; Insecta; Hemiptera; Aphididae
Gene: garnet
Product: AP-3 complex subunit delta-1
Exons: 19
Coding region: 358-3645 (1095 amino acids)
Biological process (GO): anterograde synaptic vesicle transport; synaptic vesicle membrane organization; synaptic vesicle budding from endosome
Cellular component (GO): membrane coat; terminal bouton; presynaptic endosome
Source: RefSeq, a predicted model, not a curated record
UAGUAUUUACUAUUUGGUACAAUAGUACAUUACUGAUUAGUGUUCCGGUCAAUCCACGUAUAUAAAGGUGCUCAUAUUUUGGCCCGUCGAACGUUUGAUAAUAAUAUUAAAUAAUAAUUAUGCAAUACAACGGGUAGGUUCCGAAUCUUGCGGGUUCGUCGAUGUGUUGCGGAUGAUUACGAUGUUUGUUCGUUGUUGUAACAUAUUGUCGUCGGUUUCUGCACUCGGCAAAAGCUGCAAAUAAACGAUAAACGACUCGAGACAUCAGAUGCUAAAAUUUUGUCAUUAAAACAGUACUAGGUACCCGUAAAAAGUGGUUUAUUGUCUGCUUAUUUUUUUCUUCUUUUUAUUAUAAUAAUGGCUUUGAAAAAAGUCAGAGGCAACAUUGAACGGAUGUUUGACAAGAAUUUGACUGAUCUUGUACGCGGUAUCCGCAAUAGUAAGGAAAAUGAGGCGAAAUACAUUGCACAAUGUAUGGAAGAAAUUAAGCAGGAAUUACGGCAAGAGAAUAUAGCAGUUAAAGCGACAGCUGUGGCCAAACUCACAUAUUUACAAAUGUUAGGAUACGAUAUUAGUUGGGCCGGAUUUAACAUUAUUGAAGUUAUGAGCUCUUCAAAAUUUACAUACAAAAGAAUUGGGUAUUUAGCUUCAUCUCAGAGCUUCCACACAGAUACAGACUUAUUGAUGCUUACAACAAAUAUGAUACGGAAGGAUUUGAAUAGCCAAAAUCAAUAUGAUGCUGGUGUUGCUCUUUCUGCACUUGCUUGUUUUAUUAGUCCGGAUUUAGCAAGAGACUUGGCUAAUGAUAUAAUGACAUUGUUGUCUUCAACAAAACCAUAUUUAAGAAAAAAGGCUGUGCUUAUGAUGUAUAAAGUGUUUCUACGAUUUCCGGAAGCACUGAGACCAGCAUUUCCACGUUUAAAAGAUAAAUUAGAAGACAUGGAUUGUGGUGUUCAAUCAGCUGCUGUUAAUGUAGUCUGUGAAUUAGCUAGAAAAAAUCCAAAAAACUACUUGAGUUUAGCUCCUGUAUUUUUUAAAUUAAUGACAUCGUCUACUAAUAAUUGGAUGUUGAUCAAGAUAAUUAAAUUGUUUGGUGCAUUGACUCCACUUGAACCACGUCUCGGAAAAAAACUUAUAGAGCCGCUAACUAAUUUAAUCCACAGUACUUCAGCUAUGUCAUUAUUAUAUGAAUGCAUUAAUACUGUGAUCGCGGUACUUAUCUCAAUUUCAUCUGGUAUGCCAAAUCAUAGUGCUUCCAUUCAAUUAUGUGUCCAAAAAUUAAGAAUAUUAAUUGAAGAUUCUGACCAGAACUUGAAAUACUUGGGCUUACUAGCUAUGUCUAAAAUAUUAAAAACUCACCCUAAGUCAGUUCAAGCUCAUAAAGAUUUGAUUAUGAUCUGUUUGGAUGACAAAGAUGAAUCAAUCAGACUUAGAGCAUUAGAUCUUCUUUAUGGAAUGGUCUCAAAAAAAAAUUUGAUGGAAAUAGUCAAAAAACUUAUGGUUCAUAUGGAUAAAGCAGAAGGCACAGUUUAUCGAGAUGAGUUGCUUGUCAAAAUAAUUGAUAUAUGUUCACAAGAUAACUAUCAUUUUAUUACAAGCUUUGAAUGGUAUGUCAGUGUCUUAGUAGAGUUGGCGCGAGUAGAAGGGAUGAAACAUGGUCCUUUGUUAGCACAUCAAAUGUUGGAUGUUGCUGUCAGAGUUAAGGCUAUAAGGCCAUUUGCUGUUGGACAGAUGUCUUUACUACUUAAUAAUGCUCAUAUGUUUAUGCAACCUUCUGGUGGUUCAAAUAUGGCUAAUGUGCUUUAUGCUGCAGCUUGGAUAUGUGGAGAAUAUGCUAAUGAACUAGAAAAACCAGAAGAAACUCUUUUCUCUAUGUUAACUGGCAAAGUACAUUCAUUACCAGGUCAUAUUCAGGCUGCCUAUGUGCAAAACAUAAUGAAAGUAUUAUCUAUAAUAUUAUCUAAAGGAGAUAUUCAACAAUCAAUUAAGGUGUGCAAACGAGUAUCAGAUAAAUUGGCACAAUAUGUAUCUAGUGGAGAUCUAGAAGUUCAAGAACGUGCAAGUGCAGCGUUACAGUUAAUUAGUUACAUCCACAAAGAGUUAGAAAAUGAUAAUGCUGAUGAUAUAUGCACACAAGUAGCAUAUUUAUUUAAUGGAGAAUUAAAUCCGGUUGCUCCUAAAGCCCAACGCAAAGUGCAAGUACCAGAAGGGUUGGAUUUGGAUCAAUGGAUCAAUGAGCCAUUGCAAAGUUCUUCCGAAAGUGAAGAUGAUAAUCAGUCUGAUGACCAUUCCAAUUUUUUUAAUUUGGGUGGUUUUGAUAAGAAAGAAGAAGAAGAAAAUAUAGCAAGUACAGUAGAUCAAGUAGAAAAGAAUAGAAAAGCUCGACUAUACGAACAAGAAAAUAAUCCUAAUUAUUUGAAAUUAAACUCAAGUAAUGAACAAACUUGUGACAUUCCUAUCACAUCCAUAGAUCUGCCAACCCCAUUGAAUGUAUCUGGUUUUGUAUCAUCUGACAAAUACAUUAAAGCAAAAAAGGAAAAAAAAGAUAAAAAAAAAUCUAAAAAAAAAAAAAAGGGACUUAACCAUUUUGAAGAAGAAGAUGAAGAAAUUGCAAUUGAAAUGGUAGUUAAUCGGGAUAUAGGAGAAAUGCCAGAUGGUGCUGAAGACUCUGAUGGGGCCAUAGAUGUACAAAAAGACAUAAAUGACCCACAUACUGCAUUAGAUAUUGAUUUAGAUGUUCCUGAAAUUGAACGUCCGCCACCAGUUGAAGAAAAAAAACAUAAAAAAAAGAAGAAGGAAAAAGAAAAAAAGAAGAAGAGCGAAAAAUCAAAAAAGUUAAGAAAAUUAGAUAAAAGUGAUCAACAAUUGAUUGAAAUUAAACAAGGUUAUGAAGAAGCAUUAGGGAUUUGUACACCAUCCAAAGAAAUUGUACAAGCCGAAGAUUUAUCGUUUAGCAAAUUAGCAAUGGACAAAUACAUACUUUUGGAGUACAAAAUAGAUCCAAAAAAUGAAUUAAGUAAUUCGGCAACAGUGUUCUUUCGUCUCACAAAUGUGGGUAAUAAUUGUUUGAUUAAAAACAUUGAAAUUGAUGUGACUAAUUCCACUGCCAUUCAAUUUUUAGAUGAAAAAAAUGAACCUUUAUCUUGGUAUAAAAUCAAUAAUAACAUACAAUGUGGUUCAUUAACCGAAUUUGACUUGUCUCUUCAAGUAGAAAAUAUAUCUAUUCCAAAUACUCUUCGAGGGACACUGACAUAUAUGGCACAAAUUUUUCAAGACGACAAUUUUCACCAAGACAAAUUAGACUGGCGAUUGUCCGUAGCUGUUUCAGAUAUGUUUCUCAAAGCUGCUCCAUCUGUACCAUUAGUUGAGCUACUAUGCAAUGGUCAACUAGUCUACAAAUCGUCAGUUACAUUGUCAGGCACUAAUUUUAACCAAGUUAUUAAUUGGUUUUCCACUAAACUCCAUCUAGUAUUAGUGGAACGCGUUGGUGAGACUGCUUCACUAUAUGGCUCCAACGCAUCUAGUGAACAACUAUGUCUAUUGGUUAAAUCAAAUUUAAACAAUGUUUCUGUUGAAGCAAAAUGUACAUCGCAAACAUUAGUUGAUAAUUUAAUGAAUGAAAUUAAAUCCACAUAUAACCUCUAACAAAAUAUUAUACUAUUCCAAUAUUCAUUAUUUGAUCAAUUAUAUUAAAAUGAUGACAUUUAACCAUAUUUGGCAUGCCAGUCAUCAUUUUAGUUUGUUUAAUAAUUGUUAAUAUAAAAAAAAUAUGUUUAUAUUACUCGUUAAAAAUUACUAGUUUGCCUUUAUAUUGAAUUUAAUUUAUUUUUACUUAGAAUGUAUUUAUAUUUUAAAUAAUUUAAGAAAUAAUCAAUUACAGAUCAUAUUUAUAUUUGUAUACAAAACAAAAUAUGUUUUUAUAUUUUAUUAUCAAUGACUAAAAAUAUAUCAAAUUUCCUACUAAAUUGGACUUUGGUCAAGUACAUUUAACUAGUAAUUUUAUUUGUUUUUAGAUUUAGAUAUAAAUUAUUAGAUUAUUAUUAACUAUUGAGUUUUAUUCAAAAAUCUAGUAAUUGGUUAGUAAGUCUCCCAAGUCUGUCAAUAAAAUUAUUUUAUCAUAAUUCAUAUAUUUAAUUUAAUGUCAAUUUGAAAUUCUAAUAUUAUUACAAAAAACUAAGCAUAUAUCUAUUUCUCAUGAAUUAUAAGUAUCAUCAUUUUUAUUAUGAAUAAUAUUUUUUUUACGUUUUUUUUUUUAUUUGUUAAUACUUAAUAGUAUUUACAAACAUAUUACAUUUUUUUAAAUAACUAUCAUACAAUUAAGUUUAUAUCACAUUUGUAAAAGUUUGAAAUUAAAUUACUAAUAGUAUUAAAAAACGUACACCUUGAUUCCUUGAUCCUUCUACAAAUCAAUGGAAAUUUUAUAAGUUGCAUCACAAUUGAAGAUCAAAUAAUAAAUGUUGAAAUAUAUAAGUUAUUAUAAAUUUAAAUUUUUACAAUUAUUCAAUAAAUAUAUGAAUAAGUUGUAAAAUCUAAUGAAACUCAUUCCUACAUAUAUUACGCAUUGUUUAAAAUACAGUGAAACUAACCUUAAUAGAUACAUCUCAAUAGCGGACAUUUUUUGAAAACGUGAAAAUUUUCAUUAUUUUUCAAUGGAAAAACCUCAGAAAAGCGAUCACCUAUUUUUGUCAUAAUUUAAAAGUAAUGACAAAACGACACAGAAAAACGCGCUUACGCCUUACACUAAUAUAGCGAUAACAAACUUGUUAAUACCAAAUUGAAUUUUUUUUAUCUCUAUAUGUAUGCAUUCCUCUUUUUUUAAAAUAUUUAUUUAAAUAUAUAUUGUUAAAAUAAUAUGCCAUUAAAGUAUUUUAUAAUUAUAAUAUUAUAAUUUAAUUUAA